Molecule: messenger RNA, 694 nt
Organism: Etheostoma cragini (Arkansas darter)
Lineage: Eukaryota; Metazoa; Chordata; Actinopteri; Perciformes; Percidae
Gene: plekhb1
Product: pleckstrin homology domain containing B1
Exons: 7
Coding region: 65-622 (185 amino acids)
Biological process (GO): regulation of cell differentiation
Cellular component (GO): membrane
Source: RefSeq, a predicted model, not a curated record
UAGAUUGUUAAUAUUGUUGUUAUUAUUAUUGCUAUUACAAGAACUGAGACAACAGCUGAGACACAUGGCGCUUCUGAGGUCAGGCUGGCUGUGGAGGCAGACUUCUGUCCUAAAACGCUGGAAGUUAAACUGGUGUGACCUCUGGAUAGAUGGGAGUCUUUGCUUCUAUAAGACCGACAGCAGGCGAGACCUGGAGUAUCGCAUCAGCCUCAAGACAGCGUGCAUAGAUGUCAGAUCUGGACUUGAAUGUGAAGGUGUGACUCCACCAGAGAGUAAUCCCAGGGAGAAUCUCAUUAUGGUUCAGCUUACAAGCGGCUCGUCAGUCAACCUGUGUGCCAACAGUGAGGAUGAAUCCAUAGCAUGGAAACUGACUCUGCUUGACACCAGGAGAAACCCGGUGUUCACAUACGACCCAUAUGAUGACUCCUACCAAGCUGUCCCUAUCAACAGACACCAUACUGUCUACAUCACACCUGGAGCAGGACCAGGAACCCACCAGGUGGUGGUUCAACGGGACCCGUUUGAAGGAGUGGCGGAGCAUCUAGCACUAGGAUUACUGGCAGGCAUGGCAGCAGGAACAGCCAUGCGAUCCUUCCUUUGGAUGCCCAUCUUUUUCUGCUGAUGAGCUCCAUUACUGGCAUGACACGGCAUGUUUGUCACCACGGACUGGCAGAGCAUGUGUAGACAGCCCCCC